AAACCCUCUGUUUUUUUCCCCGGUAGUAGGGUUUUCGCUGCUUUCUUUUGGUUUGCUACGCUUCCGGUCUGCUAGCCUGCCACGCUCCAGCAAAACACAUAUCUUCCCACUUUCCUCUUCCUCAAUCCCUCACCCAUUGGCAGCUGCCAGCUUGUUCAACUGCGGCCUAGUCUCUCUCUGCGCUACGACUUCUAUUCCCGAUAAAGAUCUGUUUUUUUGUUGUUUGCUUGCUCGACCUGAAGAAACGGAGUAGAUGAAGUCGGUGGUGGGAAUGGUGGUUUCGAACAAGAUGCAGAAAUCUGUGGUGGUUGCUGUGGAUCGGCUCUUCCACCACAAGCUUUACAAUCGUUACGUGAAGCGGACUAGCAAGUUCAUGGCUCACGACGAGCACAACGAGUGCAGCAUCGGUGACCGGGUUAGAUUGGAUCCAUCUAGGCCGCUUAGUAGGCACAAGCAUUGGGUUGUAGCGGAGAUCCUUCGUCGGGCUAAAGUGUACACUCCACCUCUUCCACCUCCGGCCGCCGCUGCUGUUCCAUCUCCCGAUCUUGCUGAAAAUCCAAACUAGUAAUGCUCAUAAGAUUUACUCACACAUUUUGAUUUUGCAUUUUAAAGUGAAACAUUUCUGUCUGAAAUUUGGGAGUUAAUGCUCUUGUCUUCUGUUUUUCUUCUUUCUUUCGCUUUCAUUGCUCCCCUUCCUCUCUUUUCAUCAUUCUUUGUAAAUAAUGCAAGGUGGUUAAUAGCAUAGUUCUGUUGUUGUUCUUAUUGUU
Molecule: messenger RNA, 767 nt
Organism: Dendrobium catenatum
Lineage: Eukaryota; Viridiplantae; Streptophyta; Magnoliopsida; Asparagales; Orchidaceae
Product: 30S ribosomal protein S17-like
Exons: 2
Coding region: 254-565 (103 amino acids)
Biological process (GO): translation
Cellular component (GO): ribosome
Molecular function (GO): structural constituent of ribosome
Source: RefSeq, a predicted model, not a curated record